Messenger RNA from Oncorhynchus gorbuscha (pink salmon), 2503 nucleotides. RefSeq names its product complexin 4a (gene cplx4a). The transcript is spliced from 3 exons. The record is from RefSeq and is a predicted model, not a curated record. The coding region runs from base 357 to 833 and encodes 158 amino acids. Gene Ontology annotation, molecular function: syntaxin binding. Lineage: Eukaryota; Metazoa; Chordata; Actinopteri; Salmoniformes; Salmonidae. Gene Ontology annotation, cellular component: terminal bouton; SNARE complex. Gene Ontology annotation, biological process: neurotransmitter transport; synaptic vesicle exocytosis; regulation of neurotransmitter secretion.
UGAUUGAACCUGUCCCAUUUAUCAAUAUCAAUCCUUAAAGUUGUUUGUUAAAAAUAGAGGCAGAAAAGCAGGCCAUCUGCCUCUUAGCAUCGUGGGGCUGUAGUGAGGUUUAAUCCAGAUUACGGCUGACCGUAUUUUUUGUUGUCGGUGUCUGUUCCCUAGCCGUCAGUGCAUCCUUCAUUACACACCCAGGCAGCAGGACAGGUUAGCUACACAGAAUAUACAGGAUCCCAUUGGACCUAACCAACCGAUAGCAAUCCCAACCCAACGGUAGAAGCCAGGGAAGCAACUAGUCCUAUUUACAAUAAUAUAAUAUCUAUAUAUCCUAGUACAGCAGAACUCCAUAGGGGAUCAAGAUGUUCCUAAUCAAGACCAUGAUGCCUAACCCACUGGCUGGUUUGAAUCCUAUGGGUGGAGGAGAGGAGGAAGCGGAGGCGGCCCCUGCAGACCCGGCCAAGGCAGCAGGGAUGACACGCGAGGAGUAUGAGGAGUACCAAAAACAGUUGGUGGAGGAGAAGAUGGAGAGAGAUGCCGACUUCUUACACAAGAAAGCUGAGAGGGCAACUCUGCGGGUGUGCCUACGAGACAAGUACAGACUCCCAAAGAGCGAGCAGGACGAUAACAUGCUGGCCAUGGCUGGAGACGACGUGGACGUACCCGAGGAGCUGCUCAAGAUGGUGGACGAGGAUGCCACGGAGGAGGAGGACAAGGACUCCAUCUUGGGUGGCAUCCAGAACCUCCAGAACAUGGACAUGGACCAGCUCAAGGAGAAGGCCUCGGCCACCGUGACGGAGAUGAAAGCCAAGGCAGAGGAGAAAUGCUCUGUCAUGUAAAAUAAAAUAAAAUGGAAGAUUUCACUUCAUGAACAGCCGGUCCCAAUUCUAGCCCGAUUCGAUCCCUUGGCCCUAACCCUUCAAUGAUUGCAGAUCUGAAGGUGGAAAAAUAUGGUGGAAGGUGUACCACAACACUGCCUAUACUUAUUAAGAGCAUUAGACAUGCUAACAUAGAGGUGUAAGGGAACAAGGGGGAGGGAAAGGGAGUGAUUUAGGACCGACUGUAAACAAACCGAUCCUAUAACGGUCUCCACUCUCCACCGAGCAGACCUGGGUUUACAAUAAGUAUCUAUUUUAAAGCUCCUAUAUUCAACUGGUGGACCACAUCUAUUUAUUGUUUAAAAAAUGGAACUCGAUCGGGCUUCGACCCCUGGUAUCAUUUAAACACACAUAAGACGUGUAGAAUUGCAGGAAAUUAGCUUUGAAGCAGCAACACAAUUCUCUGUCCCAUGUGAAAUGUGUUGAACUGCAGGGAAUUAGCUUUGAAACAGCAACACAAUUCUCUGUCCCAUGUGAAAUGUGUAGAACUGCAGGGAAUUAGCUUUGAAAGAGCAACAAAAUUCUCUGUCCCAUGUGAAAUGUGUAGAACUGCAGGGAAUUAGCUUCGAAACAGCAACAAAAUUCUCUGUCCCAUGUGAAAUGUGUAGAACUGCAGGAAAUUAGCUUUAAAACUGCAACAUUUUCUCUCCGCCAACAAGAGGGGGGUGAACAGUUUGGGGUCCAAUUGGUUUGUGAGGUAGGGUUUGUUACUAUGCCGAUAAAUGACAUUAUCCAUCUGGACCUUAGCCACAUAGAACAUUUGUUUGACCGGACCUUCUCAACUAGUACUUGAGUACCCCUGUUUUAAAGUCUCCUUUGUGUGUUUUGAUUGAGCCUGUCUGGGGAGUGCCAGAUGGACGGGCCGAGUUGGUUUGCACUUUUGGUACCAUUCCAUUGGCUCCAUAAUUGCGCCAGGUAAGCUCAAUCAAGCUCAGCUGAAAGAAAACAGAUACUAUUUGAACCCAGGUCUAAGAGAGUCCUCUAUCUCCCCCUAUCAAUGAUCAAAUCUGUGAAAUCUGCAUGGCGACAUGCAAUGGUAGCAGGUCUUUCGCUGAAAUGGAAGUUAAUUUCCCAAACAACUUCUUGUGUGAAUCGGUUUAUGUUUUGAAGUCUCCCUGUAAUUUGCUGUUUGUUUAACUUGUAAAAGUACGUAUUUUUUGUAUGUGUGUGAAUGAAUGCUGUUUUAGAUUGUUUCUCCCCAAUGUGUGUUAUUCUCCAUGUUUCAUCUGUUAAUUAGGAAAUGAUGGCACUUCUUUUACAUUUUUUUGCAACUGACAAUAUUGCAAAAUGCAUUCUGUUGCAUAUCCUCCUCCACACACACAAUAGUACAUCUUUGACAAUCACCUCUAUCAAUGUUUAUCCAAAACAACAAACAUAAAACACGCCUGUAAGAGAUAAAUACUUGCAGUUUUGCACAAUCCAUCAUUUAAAUAAAAAUAUAUAGUCUUUAUUCCAUAAUUAAACAAACUGUACAUUAACAUUGACUGACACACUGGAGUACUAAUGUUAAGGAUAUUGGAUUACUCUAAAAUAUAUGUAUAUUAAAUGUAAAGUUAUGUUGUGCUGUUAGAAUUAUACACGUUCAUGCAGAAGCCAAUGACAAAUAAAACGACUGACUUGUAUAAAAUGGC